Phanerochaete carnosa HHB-10118-sp is the source of this 1152-nucleotide messenger RNA. RefSeq lists its product as uncharacterized. The transcript has 3 exons. The record is from RefSeq and is a predicted model, not a curated record. The coding region runs from base 22 to 720 and encodes 232 amino acids. Lineage: Eukaryota; Fungi; Basidiomycota; Agaricomycetes; Polyporales; Phanerochaetaceae.
AUCCACCAAAACUAUCCCGAAAUGCCUCGCAAAGUCGCUGCUCCCGCUGACGCAUUUGCAGUUGAACCUCGUCGCUCUUCGCGCAUCAAGGAUCAGCCCAAGGCUGAGCCUGCUCCCAAGAAGGCCCCUGCAAAGCCUCGCCAGAAAAAGACCAAGGCCACCGCUGAGGAGGGCGAGGCCUCAAUCAACGGCGAGGAGAAGAAAGAAGAGGAGGAGAAGGAAGAAGAAAAGAAGGCAGAGGAAAAGCCCAAAUCGACCAAGGGCAAGAAGCGCACCGCUACUGAGCGCGAGGCCGAGGAGGCCACUGAGGUAGCGGCCAACGGUGCCGCCGAGCCCAAGGCCGAUGAGAACAAGCCAGAGACAGAGAAGCCGACUUCCAAGCGUGCCAAACCCGAGUCCAAGGCUGCGAAGCCCGCGUCUAAGGCGACCAAGCCGGCAUCCAAGGCCCCAAAGCCUGCGUCUACCGUUAAGCCGACGCCCAAGCCUGCCGGCUCCAAGCCACCCUCAAAGGCUGCCAAGCCUGCUUCCUCCGCGAAGCCCGCCUCAUCAGCGAAGAAGCCGGCGUCCAAGGUUGGCUCCAAGCCUGCGUCCAAGGCCGAUGGCACCGCCGUCGAGGCGGCUACUGCCAAGGCCGCACCUGAGGUAAUCGCAGAGGAGCCGGAUGCAGAGGCUGCGGCUGAAAAGGAGGAUAAGGACAUUGCUGCUAUCGAGGGCGCAUGAAAGCCGUAACGUCUACGAAAGCCGUCCGCUGUUUGGGUCUGGAAUUGCACACUCCGGUGCUACAUACUGUUCUCCCUGCUUCCACGCUAUCGCUCUUCCGAUGCCCCUUAUCAGCCAUCUCGCCUCCCUCUGCGCCUCCUCUUCCCGGACACCCAUAAUAUCCCGAUUGUUUUCGUGUGGCAAGGUUUCUUUCUCCGUUACUUUCCCCCUACAUUUCUCUAUGAUUGUACUUGUGUACUUAUCGUAUGUAUUUGCACGCUCUGCUAUCGUUGCUCCCGUCAGCCGCCGCUCUUGUUAUAGCUCUAGCAUCUUGUAGCAGUGUUGGCCCGCAUGUCGCUCUUCGAUAGCUGCAGCAUAAGAUCCCCCAUCCCUCGAAAGCUCGUUUAAAUCCGUUUGAUUGCGCACGACGGUACAUUUGCUUCCUAAUCCAAA